Molecule: messenger RNA, 693 nt
Organism: Capsicum annuum
Lineage: Eukaryota; Viridiplantae; Streptophyta; Magnoliopsida; Solanales; Solanaceae
Product: protease inhibitor HPI
Exons: 2
Coding region: 223-447 (74 amino acids)
Biological process (GO): response to wounding
Molecular function (GO): serine-type endopeptidase inhibitor activity
Source: RefSeq, a predicted model, not a curated record
UAAAUGGCUUCAAACUUCAAAGAAAAAAGUACCUUUUAAAGAUCUCAACUUUUCAUGGUCCAAGUAAAUUUUCAAAUUGAUACUAGAAUCAAUUAAAUAUAUUGAAAAAUUCAAAGACAGGGGGGACACCUAUAAAUAUAGGCACCCCAGAGAAGGUAUCUUCUCCAAAACCAUUGCAUGUCCACAUAACAUAUGGUCUAUUAUUGGAGUACUUAGCUAGACAUGAGCUCUCAGUGUACAGUUCAGGGUAAGACUGCUUGGCCAGAGCUAUUGGGGCAAUAUGUGGACAAAGCAGUGAGUAUAAUACAGAAAGAGAAUCCAACUCUUCGCCCUGUGGUGUUAAACAUUUCUCAGGAUGUUCCAGAUCCAGAUCCGGUGGAUUGUACUCGUGUUCUGAUAUUUAUUAAUGAUAACAAACAGGUUGCUCUCGUACCUAUCGUACGCUGACAUUAGGAUCUAAUCCAAUCUCUGUCUUCUCUAUGCUAUGAAGUUUCGACGGAACAGUAAUAGUACACUGUUAUUGCUGAUAUAUUAAUUAAAUUCGAAGUAGCUUGUAGCCUUGUACUAUAGCGUCUUUAUUGUAAUGUAAUGUCUCUUUCAUGCCUAUGCAGAAUGCUGUUCCUUUUGUCUUUGGUUUAUGAACUUAUUCUCAAUGUCUUUAUUCGAAUGGAAUUUCUUUAAAGUGGAUGUCAA